AUGGCUCCUUCCAGCGAGAAGAGCGUCGACGAGGUCGAUAGCAAGCGCGUUCAAGAAAAUGUCGAAUUUGCCAGGCAAACGUCUACCGAUGAGGAAUCCCAUCAGGAGCUCCCCAUGACCAAGAGGAAGCUCAUGGCCCUCGUCGCGCAAGCCUUCCUCUGGACUGGCUCACAGAUCCCCGUUUACCUGCUCGGUGCUGUUCCGCCUUACAUUUACCGAGACAUUGGCGGCCAUGACCGGUGGAUCUGGCUUGUUCUCGCCAACCUGCUCUCGCUAGCUGCCGUGUGCCCCUUCGUCGGGUCUCUCUCAGAUCUCUUUGGCCGCCGGUAUGUCGCAAUCUCAGGAGCCGCGUUCAUCGUGCUUGGGAUGAUCAUCGUAUCCACGGCCCAGACGAUGAAUAUCGUCAUCGCGGGUAUGGUCUUUGCCGGGGUUGGCGCUGGCAUCAACGAGCUCACUGCCCUGGCUGCCACCUCCGAGCUGGCGCCCACGGCCAAGCGCGGCAAAUACGUCGGCAUCCUGGUCUUCACCAUCGUGCCGUUCUGCCCUUCGGUCUUGUAUGGCCAGCUUAUCGCCUACUACUCGUCGUGGAGGUAUAUCGGGCUGCUCUGUGCCGUGUGGGCAUUUAUCGGCUUGGUCCUGACUGUUGUCUUCUACUUCCCACCUCCCCCUGCCAACUUGAACACCAUCACUCGCCGAGAAAUCUUGAAGCGGACCGAUCUCGUUGGAGGCUUUUUGAGCAUAUCUGGAAUGAUCCUAUUCAUGGCUGGGCUGCAAUGGGGCGGUUAUAUCUACCCUUGGACGUCCGUCCACGUACUCGUCCCUCUUCUGCUUGGCGCGGUUCUACUCAUCGCCUUUGUUGUCUGGGAGGGCUGGUUCGCCAAAUAUCCUAUGUUCCCAAGACGGAUCAACCAGGCCCCAAGGAUCCUCACGCUCACGUUAAUCAUCACCUUUAUCUCGGGCGCGAACUUCUUCUCGAUCCUCAUGUUCUGGCCAACCCAGUCAUUCAACGUCUACGGCCACGACCCAGUUGAUGUCGGUAUCCGCGGUAUUCCCGUUGGCUUCGCUAUCAUGACCGGCGCCGUCGUUGUCCUGGUGCUGCUAUCGGUUUUCAGGGGUGCCAACAGGAUGCUGAUGGUUAUCUCAUCGGUGCUGAUGACAGCCGGAUGUGGCGCUAUGGCUGUGGGCCGUGUCGACAACAUGUACCAGCUGUGGGGGAUCCUCGUCUUGGCAGGCCUCGGUAUCGGAGGGAUCGUGGUGCCAGCCUCCAUCAUCACCAUGAUCAUCUGUCCAGACGACCUCAUCGCUACCGUCGCAGCAUUAACACUCAGUAUUCGUGUCAUCGGGGGCAGCAUCGGUUACUGCAUAUACUACAACAUCUUCAUCAACAAGUUCACCCCCGCAGCUAUCCACUACAUCGGCGGGACCAUGUAUCUGGGAGGGAUCACAGACAAGCAAACCAUUGGGGAAGUUAUCGUUCUGACCGGAGCGGCCUUGCUCGAAGAAAUCAAGAUGAUCCCGGGCAUUGCCGGCAACGAUGUCUUGUACAACGCCAUCGUCAAGGCUGGCCAAAUAGCCUAUGCCGAGUCAUAUGCUUACGUUUACUACGCGAGCAUCGCGUUUGGGGCCAUCUCGAUCCUCGCCGCAGCUUUCUUGGGCGAUAUCAGUGCGUACAUGACAGAUAAGGUUGCUGUUGUCAUGUAA
Molecule: messenger RNA, 1701 nt
Organism: Diaporthe citri
Lineage: Eukaryota; Fungi; Ascomycota; Sordariomycetes; Diaporthales; Diaporthaceae
Exons: 5
Coding region: 1-1701 (566 amino acids)
Biological process (GO): transmembrane transport
Molecular function (GO): transmembrane transporter activity
Source: RefSeq, a predicted model, not a curated record